This is a messenger RNA of Exophiala dermatitidis NIH/UT8656, 1239 nucleotides long. RefSeq lists its product as uncharacterized. The transcript has a single exon. Bases 1 to 1239 code for a protein of 412 amino acids. Lineage: Eukaryota; Fungi; Ascomycota; Eurotiomycetes; Chaetothyriales; Herpotrichiellaceae. The record is from RefSeq and is a predicted model, not a curated record.
AUGCUAUCCACCACCGGCAAUGGCAUCCCAAUCGACAUCGACACACUCAGCCGCACACCCAUUUCCCGCCUCACCAAAACCGCACUGCCCAACAUCGGACUGAUCGAACUCGUAUCCACGACCGAUUUUGCACAGUUCUACGACCCACUAUACACAGCCAUGUUCCCGCGGCGCGCCGAGCGCGAACGGUCCGAUCUAAUCGUCGAGCGUCUGGCCGCCCAGGCGCGCGGCGACCGAGUCGGGUUGGCGCCGUAUAGGAUCGUGGGAAUCAGAGACGAGGAGACGGGGGAGGCGAUUGGGGCGGCUCAUUUUUCGGUUUUGCCUGUACCGCCAAGGGCGAAGAGAAAUAACCCACUACUAUCACCCGAAAAAUCGGAGUUCAAUUCUGCAAUCCCUUAUCUCCAAUACAUCUACAUCCGACCGCAGAACCGACGCCAAGAUCUCUCCGAGGUCCUGCAUACCAUGGUCCUAGCUGUGAGUGAGGCGGAUGCUGCGUCUGGACUGCUUGACGACGAUGACAACGAGGGAGCCGGCUACGGCGACCGAGGAGUCGGAGUCGGCGUAGGUGGUGGCGAUAACGGCAACGGAGUCGACACUAUUCCUUCUGCUACUUCUCCUGUUAUAUCACAGCACCACCACUACCACCACAAUCACCAACAACGGCAGCAGCAGCAGCAGCAGCAAAGAACUCUCCGAACUGUUCCAUUCACUCUAUUCGAAACCGAACCGCCCGACCACGGCGACGACCAGAUAAGUCGGGAUUAUGCGCGUGAACGGUCCAAGAUCCAUACUAGUACGGGUGGAUUGGCGUUGAUGUUGGUGCCGGAGCAGACCGCCAUCAACACGACCAACGACAACACCACCACCACCACCAUCACCACACCUACCGCCGUCACCACCACCACUAGCAACAUCAAUACCGUCGACAAAAUCAUCAGUCCCCACGUUCAGCCAGGUCUGGAAAAAGGAGAUCCGCCAUUAUCUUUGGUCUGGGUGAUUCGUCAAUCGCCAAACCCGGGGCGACCUUACGACGUCAAUAACAUCGCAAAACAAUUGAUAGCGGCAUACUACCAGAGUCUGCGUGACGAAGGGUUUCCCUUGGACAAUAUCCGUCUAGCUGAAGGCAUGGUCCAGGAAAGAUGUAAGGGACGCGUGUUUCAACUAAUGCCACUCAGUCAAGUCGCCAACCUAACGGACAAAACCCAAUACAACGUGGUUAAAACAAAUACGGGCUGCUGA